Perognathus longimembris pacificus (Pacific pocket mouse) is the source of this 1326-nucleotide messenger RNA. RefSeq names its product PRAME family member 12-like. Gene Ontology annotation, cellular component: cytoplasm. The transcript has a single exon. NCBI's taxonomy places the organism in Eukaryota, Metazoa, Chordata, Mammalia, Rodentia, Heteromyidae. The coding region runs from base 1 to 1326 and encodes 441 amino acids. Gene Ontology annotation, biological process: negative regulation of DNA-templated transcription; positive regulation of cell population proliferation; negative regulation of cell differentiation. The record is from RefSeq and is a predicted model, not a curated record.
AUGGCAGCUCCCAUCUCAUCUACUAAGAAGCACCAAGACCCCACUCUCCCUCCAGCGACUUGCCAUGAAGAGUAUACUGAGCAACCGGCCCAUUACCAUCUUCCAGUGCUUCUCUUCCCUUCAUUCUUUAUGCAGGUCUAUGCUAGGGGCCAUAGAGAGGUGCUGAAGGACAUAGUGAAGGCCUGGCCCUUCCCCUCCCUCCCCAUGGGGGACCGGGAAAAAUCACCAGACCUGGAAACUUUCAAGGCUAUCCUGGAUGGGCUCUAUCUGCUACUUGCCAAGAAGGUGUGGUCCAGUCGAUGUAAAUUGCAAGUGCUUGAUCUCCGGAAUGAGCACCCAGAGAUCUGGAUGUGGGGAUACCCCUCCAUAGCCCAAAUCUCUUAUCCAGCGUUCCUCACUGACAAUUUAACAGUGAAUUGCAUGACUGAAGAACAGACCUUGAUCAUUGCCAUGGCCCUGACUAUCAAAAAUGGCACCCAGAACGAUCUCCAAGCCUUCCUGCUCCAAUCGGUGAGGGAGAGGAAAGGACUCGUCCAACUGUGCUCAAGGAAGCUGCAGAUUCUGUCAGGUUCCUUCUCUAUGAUCCAUAGCAUUCUGUUUGUGGUGUGCCUGAACUCCAUCCAGGAAUUGGUACUUAAUAGUUUCUGGCAUCGUGUAACCAUGAAAAACUUUGCUCCUUAUCUGCAUAUGAUGAAGAAUCUUCACACUGUCAACUUCUCCAAGAUGAGUUUCAACUUCUAUACAUCCACCUCCAGGAAUUGUCCCUAUCCCUUCCAAUUGGGGGCACAUCUGGGGCAGCUGCAGCAUCUCCAGGAGCUCCAUGUCCACGAUGUCUUCUUCCUUUAUAAACAACUGCGAGCCAUUUGUGGGAGUCUGAGGCCUUUGAAGGCCUUGUCUCUGAGUUCCUGUCCCUUGAAGCAAGCAGACAUGAGGAUUCUGUCCCAGUGUCUCUGCACCAGGCAGUUUAAUCACCUGUGGCUGAGGAGUUUGUGCAUGGACCGCGUCAGUCAUGAGCUCCUGAGUGCCCUACUGGAGCAUGUAGCUGGCACCCUGUGUGCCCUGGCCCUAGAGGACUGUGACAUCACUGAUUCCCAGCUCUCCAACAUCAUGCCUGCCCUCAGCCAGUGCUCUCAACACAGAUUUUUCAGUUUCCCUGGAAACUUCAUCUCCAUGGCCUCCCUGCAGAACCUCCUGAGCCACAUGGUCAGUCUCAGCCAUUUGAGACAAGGCCUUUAUCCUGGCCCUCUGGAGAGCUACCGCCAUACAGGGAACAUCCAACCUGAAAGAUUUGCCCGGGUUCGGGCUGGAUUGGCACAGAGAUUGUGA